Molecule: messenger RNA, 3231 nt
Organism: Acanthosepion pharaonis
Lineage: Eukaryota; Metazoa; Mollusca; Cephalopoda; Sepiida; Sepiidae
Source: the annotation of a GenBank genome assembly
AUGGUAUCCGAACUAGAGAAUAUUAUCAAACAGCUUUUAAUUCCUGACAAUGAAGUUAUCAAGAAGGCUUCAGAACAAAUGAAGGUGCUCUUUAAAAACCAUGACAUUGUACCAAUGUUCUGUCAGGUCCUUGGUACUUCUGACAGCAGUGAGGUUCGCCAAUAUGCUGCUGUCCUUCUCCGGAAAAAAAUUCAGAAAAAACAUCACUAUUUUGUAUUAGAUGAAGUCAUACGGAAAAAUAUUAGGGAAAAUAUUAUCCAGUUGUUCCUCCAAGAAACUGAAAAAACUGUGCAAACUUCUGUUGCUCAGAUCAUUGCAACUGUUGCAAAGCAUGAAUUGCCAAGUAAAAAUUGGCCACAGCUCUUUAACUUUAUUCUGGAAUAUACUCGGAGUUCUGAUCCUCACCACAGAGAAAUUGGUAUAUUUUUGAUGAAUAAAGUGGCUGCCAUGGCAACUGAACAGUUGAAGCCACAUCUUCUCUCUGUGUUGGAGCUGCUUUCUGAGGCUCUUUCAGAACAAGAGACCCUAAUGGUGCCAUAUUAUGCAAUUCUGACAUUGUCUGAGCUGGUCAUCAUUACUGGUGAUGAUGAAAUGAAACAAGUCCAAAAAAUGAUCCCUCCUGUUAUCGGGGUUGUAAACAAGAUGCUUGCUCAUAAUCAGGACUGGGCCUGUGAAUGUAUGGAAUUGUUUGACAGCUUACUUGAAUUUGAGGUGGCCAUUGUUGUUCCCUAUUUGAAAAACUUAAUACAACUUUGUCUGGAAAUUAUGCCCAGGAAAGACCUGCAGAACAUGGUACGGAUAAAAGCAAUGAGCACCAUUAAGAUCCUUAUAACAUUAAAGAAAAAGGCCAUUCUGAAGAAUAAUACUCAAUCUGUAAUCAUGAAUGUGAUAUUUGAAGAAAUGUGUGCAGAGACUGAUGAUGAGUUUGAUAUAACAGAAGAGAAUGAUGAAGAAACUGACACUCCAGCCAGAUAUGCUGCUCAGGUUAUUGAUACUUUAGCUAUGCAUUUACCCCCAGACAAAGUAAUUCCAAAAUUGCUCUCUUUAGUUGAAGAUGCUCUGAAAAGUCCUGAUAAAUUUCACAGAAGAGCAGCUUACAUUGGAUUGGCUAUGGUUAGUGAAGGAUGCAGUGACUACAUUAUUACUUACCAUCUUGACCCUUUGGUUACAUGUGUAUGUCAAGGAAUGGAUGAUGAAGAUGCUUGUGUGAAAAAUUCAGCAUUCUUUGCUUUGGGUAGAUUUGCUGAAUUUCUCCAGCCUGAAAUAAGUAAAAUGGCCCCAAACAUUCUUCCUCUUUUGUUUAACAACCUGAUAAAGUCUUUACAGAAUAAUCCAGACAAUGUAAAUGGAGUUUCUAAGACCUACUUUGCACUUGAUAGAAUUUGUGAGAAUCUUGGUGAGGAAAUUCUUCCAUUCCUGCCAAUGGUCAUGGAACAUUUAUUGACUGUCCUGAAAACUACCAACAAUCUAAAAACAAAAGAGAUUGCUAUUAGUGUCAUCGGAGCUGCUGCUAGUGCUGCCGGCCAAGGGAUGCAACCCUAUUUUCAGAGAAUUAUCAAUGACUUAAAUGAGAUUUUAAAAGUAAAUGAAGAAGACUUCCUUACAGUUCAUGUUCAGGCAAUUGACACUCUAGCAGUGUUGGCUAGAAACAUUGAUAGUUCAGAAUUUUUUCCAAUCUCUGAUAAUGUCAUGCAAAUGGGGAUCCAUUUAAUUGAUCAGAAAGAUGAUCCAGAUUUACGUAGAUGUGUAUAUGGUCUGUUUGGCUCAAUGUCUGUUAUACUAAAAGGAGAUAUGUCAAAAUACCUUUCUACAAUAGUAUCAGCUAUUCUGGGAUCAAUAAAAUCAUCAGAAGGUGUUCAGUUGCAAUAUAAAGAGGAUGUGGAAGAUACACCAAAUGCUGACUUCAUAGACAUUGAAGAAGAUAUUGGAAGUGAGGAUACAGAUCCUGAAGAUGAGGAAGAGGAGGAGGAGGAUGACAAAUUGUGUGUAAUCCAAGUUGAAAAUUCCUUUAUUGAUGAAAAGGCAGAUGCUUGCAGUGCUUUAGGAGAACUUGCUGCAAAUAUUGGUACUGUGUUUAUGCCAUAUCUACAGAACAGUUACGAAACAGUUCUAGAAGUGCUUACUUAUCCUCUGGCUCCAGUUCGUAAGGCUGCUGUUACUACUCUUGCUCAGUUCUGUCUCAGUGUUUAUAAAGUUGCACAAGAGACUAAUGAUCUUGAGUCACAUGCAGUAUUGGUCAGUAUGAUCAAGACUGUUGUACCAAUGUUGACUGAUCGUAUUAAAGAGGAUAAUAACCGAGCCACCGUCAUUGCAGCUGUUGAGUCUCUAGUAGAACUUUUGGACAAGAUUGGCCAGCCAUUUAUGUGUGAAGAUGGUAUGCUUGAUGAUAUCUUAGCAAGAACCAGAGAUAUAUUUGCACACAAGACAGCUUGCCAAGAUGACGAUGAUGAUGAUGAUGAUGAUGGUGAUGACCAAGAAGCAGAGUAUGAUGCUUUCUUAGUGGAAUCUGCUGGAGAAAUCUUGCCUGCUGUUGCCAAAAUGGUUGGUGGGGAAGCUUUUAUGCCCUACUUCAAACUCUUUGUACCUGAUCUCAUGAAAAGAGCAAAGAGUACUCAAACUCCUGCUGACCGUUCAUUUGCAUUUGGAACUCUAGCAGAAACUCUGGAAGCCUGUGGAAAAGCAUCUGCUCCUUUAACAGAAGAUAUUUUCCCUGUCUUCAUGAAAGGAAUCUCAGAUACUGACAGUGAAGUUAGAAACAAUGCAGUUUUUGGCCUUGGAAUUGUCAUUUCCAACGGGGAAGCAUUACUACAUAGUAAACUUUUUGACAUUUUGUCACAAUUGUUCGCCUUACUUCAGCAGGAGAAAACAGAUUCUGUGAAAGAUAAUAUCUGUGCAACUGCUUGUCGAAUCAUUGAACAAAAGCCAGAUGAACUUCCACUGGACCAGAUUUUACCAGUCAUCUUUCAGUAUUUACCAUUGAAAGAGGAUUUUGAUGAAAAUGCUGUUGUAUUCCAGUGUUUGAUGAACUUGUUUUCAAGAAGUAAACCUGAAAUCAUUCUCCUGUUACCAGACUUAUUGAAAGUUGUUGCAGGAAUUUUAGGAACUUCACAAAUUAUCAAAGAUACAGAGAACAUGUUGGUCCAAUGCCUGUACCAUGAUAUCUUGAUCAGAUCAUCUCCCUUGAACAGGAUGAGACACAUCUCCUUCUCUACUCACUUAAUGGGUCAAUAG